Molecule: messenger RNA, 1352 nt
Organism: Populus nigra (black poplar)
Lineage: Eukaryota; Viridiplantae; Streptophyta; Magnoliopsida; Malpighiales; Salicaceae
Product: probable pectate lyase 22
Exons: 4
Coding region: 35-1231 (398 amino acids)
Molecular function (GO): pectate lyase activity
Source: RefSeq, a predicted model, not a curated record
UAAAACAGACAUCAAUCCCUCGACUACACGUAAGAUGCCGACAUUUUCCCUCUUCUUCCUGGUCCUGAUCUCACAUGCCACUAUAACAUUCUCUAGACAUCCUCUGCUAAGAAUAUCAGAAGCAACCAAGUGGAGCUCAACGAGAAGGCAGCUGGGAAACGAUGCAUGCAGAACCGGUAACCCUAUUGAUGAUUGUUGGAGAUGCGACCCUGACUGGGAAACCAACAGGAAGGUGCUAGCUGAUUGUGCGAUUGGGUUUGGACGCAAUGCUGUGGGGGGUCGAGAUGGUAACCUCUAUGUAGUAACAAAUUCUGACAAUGAUGACCCUGUAAACCCAAUUCCAGGCACACUCCGCUAUGGUGUCAUCCAAGAAGAGCCUCUGUGGAUCAUCUUUGAUCAGGACAUGGUCAUCAACUUGAAGGAAGAACUUAUUAUGAAUUCACACAAAACAAUUGAUGGCCGGGGGCAUAACAUCCAGAUUGCGGAUGGUCCUUGCAUAACCAUUCAAAAUGUCAGUAACAUUAUCAUACAUAACAUCUACAUACAUGGCUGUGUACCAGGAGGAAAUGCCAUUGUAAGAGACUCCACAAAGCAUUACGGUUUGAGAGGUAAUUCAGAUGGGGAUGGGAUUUCGAUAUUUGCGGCUAGGGAUGUGUGGAUUGAUCAUUGUACACUAGCUAAUUGCCAUGACGGACUGAUAGAUGCUGUAUUUGGCUCAACAUCUAUAACAAUCUCAAACAACUACAUGUUCAAUCAUAAUGAGGUUAUGCUUAUGGGUCAUAGUGAUGAUUUUCUUGAUGACAGGAAUAUGCAAGUCACAAUUGCCUUCAAUUUUUUUGGUGAAAAUCUGGUUCAAAGAAUGCCUAGGUGCAGGCAUGGUUAUUUUCACAUUGUGAAUAAUAUAUAUACUGGUUGGGAGAAGUACGCAAUUGGUGGAAGCGCCGAUCCAACAAUCAACAGCCAAGGGAAUGUUUUUAUGGCAUUAGACAACAGUGACACUAAGGAGGUGACUUGGCAUGAAAGCUUGACUGGAUUUGAGGAGUGGAAGAGCUGGAACUGGAGAUCAGAUGGAGACAUGAUGCUCAACGGUGCUUUCUUCACGCCUUCUGGCCAGAAAAGUCCUGCAAGCUACAUAAAAGCAUCGAGCAUGGUAGCAAGACCAGCUUCAUAUUUAACAAACAUGUCCCCGCAGGCUGGAGCUCUUAAUUGCCAGAAGGGUUACCAAUGUUGAAGGCAGGACACCUAACUUUAUGCUUCUGUCUGUUUAAUUUUCCUCUUAUUUAAUUAAUUAGCCAAGACUCAAUAAGAUUUUCAAUGCUUUGAACCCUACCACCACGGUAGAAUUAACGAAA